Molecule: messenger RNA, 1155 nt
Organism: Panicum virgatum (switchgrass)
Lineage: Eukaryota; Viridiplantae; Streptophyta; Magnoliopsida; Poales; Poaceae
Product: transcription factor ILI3-like
Exons: 2
Coding region: 390-647 (85 amino acids)
Biological process (GO): regulation of growth; regulation of DNA-templated transcription
Molecular function (GO): protein dimerization activity
Source: RefSeq, a predicted model, not a curated record
GGACCAACCCACUGGCUCUGGCUCUGGCUCCUCCCGGUUGCAGUUGCAAGCUGACCUCGCUGCUGCUGCCACCACUCACUGCUCUGCCAGUUCUUUCCCUCGACCUCACACAGUAGCAAGCUAUUAAGAGCACUCCCCGGAGUUCACCAGCUAGGUUUAAGGCAUUGAAACCCUAUCCUUUUCAGGUCCCUCUCGCCUUUUCUUUUCCUCCCUUGGCUCCUAUUUCCGUUUGCAGACCGGAGCUCGCACACACGUACUACUACAUAUAUACCCAAGUUCUGCGAGAGGCCGAGGCCGAGGCAGGGACGACGACGAAGAAGAAUAAUCCACCAGGAGCUGUAUAGUAGCAUCAUCCAAGCACGUACUCUCUGAGCUAGGACUCGCCGGAGAUGUCAGGCCGCCGCGGCAGGAUCAGCGACGACGAGAUCAACGAGCUAAUCUCCAAGCUCCAGGCGCUCCUCCCGGAGUCCUCACGCCGCCGGAACGCGAGCCGGUCGUCGGCGUCGAAGCUCCUGAAGGAGACGUGCACCUACAUUAAGAGCCUGCACCGGGAGGUGGACGACCUCUCGGAGCGGCUGUCGGGGCUCAUGGCGACCAUGGACAACGACAGCCCCCAGGCCGAGAUAAUCCGGAGCCUACUCCGGUGACCGCCAGGCCGGGCCCUCCUGCCGGCUACCUAGUUAGCUGCAGCGGGCCGCGCAGCUGAAUUAUAUUAGUGAAGACGACGAAUUGAAGGAGCUUGCUCGCUCGCUUGCUACGACCUUUUCAUUUUUUUUUUCUCUUCUUCUUCCUCCAGUAUGUGUGUGUGUGUUUGUUUCCGUACCUGCUGUCUUAUUAAUCCAAGGACCCUCAUCGUUCAGAAGACAACGAACGAAGGGCUAGCUCUUGGUGUACCAGAGGGGUUAGUAGAGAUAUAUAUGGACUUCUAUUAACCGACCAAGCAAGGUACUGCUGGUAGCUUGUAGUAGCUCGUCAUCUGUACGUAGUAGACUGUAGCUGUUAUUCAGAGUUGCAGAUGCAUCCUAGCUAAGAGUUUAUUUUUGCUUUGUAAAUCGCCUGUUGUUGCUCUGCUUCUCCUUGUCUGCUCUGUCCUUGCUCUGCUUAACGACGACCACUCUGGAGACAAAUAUAUAGCACCAUCAUGUGUUUCCCCUA